Molecule: messenger RNA, 2256 nt
Organism: Branchiostoma belcheri (Belcher's lancelet)
Lineage: Eukaryota; Metazoa; Chordata; Leptocardii; Amphioxiformes; Branchiostomatidae
Exons: 3
Coding region: 1-2256 (751 amino acids)
Source: RefSeq, a predicted model, not a curated record
AUGGGUGUGGCUGAUCUGACUGAAGCCCAGGGGGACGGGAUUGCCUGUUACGAGUACUAUGCUUCCAAUCUACAUCGAUUACCUGACCUCUUUUCCGACGUACUCCAGAUAGACACUUCUACUAAACCCACAUGGCUACGGAACCUACCCCGACUUUGGAGCGCAACUGAAGCUUUUUACGACACAGUUUGGGCCACACAACACGACCUCAGACUCGGCGGACUUAUUCAGGGAACAACGAUGACCGUCGUAGGUUGGACGACCGAUCCCACCAGUCUCCAUACUGACUUUGUCAAAAAAUUCCGCAAUGCCCUUUCCUCCAGCCAACCCCUUGGCCCCACGCUAAAGUUGUGGUUUCAAAACGCGUCCGACAUACUGGAAAACCCGCUUCCAGACGAUGGCGACAGUCGCAAGACUAAUCGUGGGGGAAGUCGUUCCCUAGUCGAAAAAAGCAUAAUUGCCAAUGACCCAAUUACGCACGCCGUCUGGCAACUUAUUAAUGCAGUCAUUAGAUACGAUACGAAACAUCGCCGUGAUGAGAGUGUCCAGUAUGCUUUUCAGUAUUAUUCCAAACGUCGAUGGGAAGAGGAUGAUAAGGAGAAGGAGAGUGACGACGUGGAUGGUGCCGCAGCGUCAGCUUCCUACGAACUGCAUGAAGUCGAGGAAAAGUCGUUCAGAGUCCACGUAACUAACGGGGGCAAACGUCUCAAAAUAGCAAUUCCAAAAAUGAACUGGGACGACAACCCCGCUAGAGCAACUAAUCAGAUUACAAGACCCAUUGCCACAAACACAAUAAUUGACAAUUCGCAGUUUUCCCACGACCAAGUUGCCGUCACAAAAGCCAUACUUGACUCGAAGCCAAAGGUCGACGUUAUUCCGUUCCUAAAUGAAACUACUCCGACCAUGACUCCACUAACCGACCAUGAGGAAAUUGAAACCCUCCUGGGCGCAUCCAUAAGCUUCCCCCUAUCCGCACCUAUACACAACACAGCCACCGCAUCCUACAUAUCCAUGUUACGCCAACUACCCAAUAUACCUCGAUUUGAACGCGGUCGCAUGGUCAUUCGUGAUCAACAGACUGGUCAGCGAAUAUUGAUUAAAAGGACUCCCCAUGAUCUUCGCCACAAAAACAAGAAAAUCAAGAGAACAAAAUACCGUCAACUUUUGGACCCUUUUCUCAGGACUGGGUCUGACCUGCCCCAACACAACAGUCGCCCCAUCCAGGUGAUCACCGUAGAUUCUAGCACCUUACAAGGCGCCUCUUCCUUCUCCUCAGCCAGAGCACAGGAAACCUUAACAAUUGUAUCUCUCCCCCAAUCAUCAGCACAGAGCAUACGGGCAGUCACCUCGCCGACCAUCGAAGAGAUCCCAACCCUUCCACAACUACCUGAAAUUACUCCCCAUAACGUUCCCCAAGUUGAGGGCCCACAGCUCAUUUCAAAUGCUCUUCAAGGUCCCCUACUGUCCAUUGCUCCUGUUUCCCAGCCCACACCCCCGGCACCCGCCACGCCCCCACCGUCACAGCCCCUCGCAGCGCUCCCGCUACCCCCCACACCACACACUUCCUCCAUCCCGACCCCACUUCCAACAACGUCGAUACCACACGUUCCCACACCGACCCCCUUCCAUCACCCGACAAAACCACUACCAGAAUUCGAGAUUCCUCUUUCCAUGCCCACCCCCCUGAAUACCACUCCUUACACCCCUUCCAUCCCACUCGCCACAUUACGAACCAUUUGGGGGGAAGUACCAAGUGUGACUUAUGCCGCAUACGAGUGUUUACUAAUACUAAUAGACCACCUAAAUGCACUCGGCCUUCUGAACAUACAGCUUAGCGUGUUUCACGCCACAGCAUCUGUAAGCCUCUUGGUCAUAGGAUGGGAGGCUACCCUGUCCCCCAUUACUCUGGAAAUUCUUAACCGGAAAAACAUUACAGCUCGAGAGCAUACUCCUAACAUAGACGCAAUGUUUCUCUAUGGCUAUUCUAAAGGUAAUCCACCAUUCUCCCUGUUUGGACCAGUAGGUCAACCUGAUUGGUUUAUAACUCAACUGGAAGCUACAGAAAAGCCCGUGACCAAGAACAUCACCAAUAUUCCCGUCUAUGUACUAGGAUGUUACCUUUUUUCUGACACAGAGGCCUUGUCCUUACUACAGAUGCAUGCCUUUCGCUCCCGCAAUAUGUUAGAUGAACCAUACGUAUUUCCCGACGGGAAAGGUGGCGCAACCCUUAACGUUAGCGAAGGAUCCGUCACGUAG